AUGACCGCCACCAAGCUGGCGGGUCUCUCGACCCUCGUCUUCGUAGCCGAGCUGCGGACGCUCAUAAUCACCAACUUCCUCGGCGUGACAAUGGCUCCCAUAAGAGCACGCUCGUCAAGGCCAUGGUUUGGUGCCAAUUCGGCUGCCAUUUGCAGCGGGCUGGCAGCCAACGAUGUCGUUAUCGACAAUGUAGACAAAAACUGCUCCGUCAUGCUGGAGUUCACCAGCGGAUAUGUCAUAGCGCAGCAACCGACGUCAACGAACUGCGCGGCGAGCUGCUUGGCAGGGACUACGAGACUAUACGAGGCCGCUGUCGCCUACGAUGCGUUCAAUCUGGUACGGUCCCGCGAACUUUUCGGCGAGUUUGCGAGUUGGUCUCCGCAAGUUCAAAUGCUUCGUUGA
Molecule: messenger RNA, 402 nt
Organism: Trichoderma harzianum CBS 226.95
Lineage: Eukaryota; Fungi; Ascomycota; Sordariomycetes; Hypocreales; Hypocreaceae
Exons: 3
Coding region: 1-402 (133 amino acids)
Source: RefSeq, a predicted model, not a curated record